AUGAAACCAGAAGAAGGGCCUAGUCAAGUAACUAACAAAGACUCAGGGGAGAUGAGGAGAGGUACUUCUAUCGUAGACCUCGUUUUAAGGAUCUUCGCGAUUUUCGGGACGUUAGGAAGUACAAUCGCAAUGGGAACCACCUACCAGACUCUUCCGUUUUCGACUCAGGCAGUGAUUUACCAGGCUCAAUACGAUGACAUACCGACCUUUAGGUUUUUCGUGAUCGCGAGCGCAAUAGUGUGCGGAGGCCUUGCUAUUUCUCUACCAGUGUCGAUUUAUCAUGUUAUCAGGACAAAGGCAAUGAAGAGCAGGGCCUUGCUGAUUUUCUUCGACACGAUAAUGUUAGCUGUGCUCACUGCAGGUUCCUCGUCAGCGGCAGCUGUAGUGUAUUUAGCACACAAAGGAAAUGCAUCGGCAAAUUGGCUCGCCAUUUGCCGACAGUACCGAAAUUUUUGUGAGCGCAUAACGGUGUCCUUGAUCGGCUCGUUUGGGGCUGUCAUAAUCUUGAUUCUGUUGAUCCCUUGGUCGGGAUUUAUCUUAUCGAAGCAAUGGUGA
This is a messenger RNA of Striga hermonthica, 555 nucleotides long. The record is from the annotation of a GenBank genome assembly. Lineage: Eukaryota; Viridiplantae; Streptophyta; Magnoliopsida; Lamiales; Orobanchaceae.